This is a messenger RNA of Choloepus didactylus (southern two-toed sloth), 4317 nucleotides long. It is a transcript of the gene TEF, whose product is annotated as TEF transcription factor, PAR bZIP family member. Bases 215 to 1033 code for a protein of 272 amino acids. The record is from RefSeq and is a predicted model, not a curated record. Lineage: Eukaryota; Metazoa; Chordata; Mammalia; Pilosa; Megalonychidae. Gene Ontology annotation, cellular component: nucleus. Gene Ontology annotation, molecular function: DNA-binding transcription factor activity, RNA polymerase II-specific; RNA polymerase II cis-regulatory region sequence-specific DNA binding. The transcript is spliced from 4 exons. Gene Ontology annotation, biological process: regulation of transcription by RNA polymerase II.
GCGGGAAGGGAAGGCCAGGCCACGGCCAGAGCUGGCAGAGGGCCCGUGGCUGGUGCUGCCCAUUGGCUGCCUCGGGCUCCCGCCCCGCCUGCCUCCCAGCCUGCAGCUCCCCGGGCCCGCCACCGCCUCUCCUGCUGCUUCCAAACUCCCGGAGCAAGCACCUCCUGCCGGGCUUGUCCAGCUGCGACCGGAUCGGAUAGGAGUGGCCCCUGCCAUGGACAUGCCCGAGGUCCUCAAGUCUCUGCUGGAGCACUCUCUGCCUUGGCCUGAGAAGAGGACAGAUAAGGAAAAGGGGAAGGAAAAGCUGGAGGAGGACGAGGCGGCGGCCAGCACCAUGGCCGUCUCUGCCUCCCUCAUGCCACCCAUCUGGGACAAGACCAUCCCAUACGACGGCGAGUCUUUCCACCUGGAGUACAUGGACCUGGACGAGUUCCUGCUGGAGAACGGCAUCCCCGCCAGCCCCACCCACCUGGCCCAGAACCUGCUGCUGCCGGUGGCCGAGCUGGAAGGGAAGGAGUCAGCCAGUUCCUCCACGGCGUCCCCACCGUCCUCCUCCACCGCUGCCUUUCAGCCCCCCGAAACCGUGUCCAGCACAGAAUCCUCCCUGGAAAAGGACAGGGAGACGCCCAGUCCCAUCGACCCCAACUGUGUGGAGGUGGAUGUGAACUUCAACCCGGACCCUGCCGACCUGGUCCUCUCCAGCGUGCCAGGUGGGGAGCUCUUCAACCCUCGGAAGCACAAGUUUGCGGAGGAGGACCUGAAGCCCCAGCCCAUGAUCAAAAAAGCCAAGAAGGUCUUCGUCCCCGAUGAGCAGAAGGAUGAGAAGUACUGGACCAGGCGCAAGAAGAACAAUGUGGCGGCCAAGCGGUCACGGGAUGCCCGGCGCCUGAAGGAGAACCAGAUCACCAUCCGGGCAGCCUUCCUGGAGAAGGAGAACACAGCCCUGCGGACGGAGGUGGCUGAGCUACGCAAGGAGGUGGGCAAGUGCAAGACCAUCGUCUCCAAGUAUGAGACCAAGUACGGGCCCUUGUAACCCGUGCCCCCUGCCUAGGCGGGGCGCUGCCUGCACCUCAGGCCUCUGCCUGGGGGCUCCCGGAAACCCGUACACGCUGGAGACUAAUAACUGCCAGCAGUCCAUGGCAGCUCGCCUGCCCCAGGAGCAUUCACGUCGAAGCUUCUCAUGAUGUGGCCAGAGCUCGUGGGACCUCCCUGGGGGCAGCCUCCUCAUGGCGGAGAAUGUGGGAGCAUCUCCGUAGAUGGUGAGCCGGCCCGAGUUUCUCUUCCUGGACGUCCCUGUUGACUUGGAAGGUGACCUCCGGGGCGCUCAGGCUUUCCUCGGUCCUCCUCCCCACCAGCGGGCGCUGCCAAGGGCCGUCUCUGCAGAAUCAGUCCUGACGCCGUUGCUCGCACGUCUUCUCGGGUGGCAGGUGCACUUCCGGAUGAGGUGUGCCUGUCACUCACCUGGCCCUCCCCAGAAAGCCUUUGAGAGGCACACCCAGCCCAUCUUCUUGGAGGGGAAAGACUCAUCAGCUCCUUGGUCAGUGUCUCCAAGGGGGGCAGGCCUCAGGAGUGGGGUCUCUGCACAACCCGGCAUGGGGCUGGGGCAUGGGGCCUGUGGCAGAAACGCACCCAGCCGUUGUUUUUGUGGCUUUGAGAUCUGACCUCUGGAAGCCAGAGCAAGCACUGAUGAGGGCCUCUCUCUGCAUGUCACCUGCCAUGGAGAAGACUCCAGGCCACUGUCUGAGCUCCGGUGACCCAUGCAGAGGGAGGUCUGUUUGUUUCCUCUCUCUGGGUCCCUCAGCAAGGCCCCUGGAAUCUUGUUUUCCCUCUAAGCUGGGCCUCUGGGCCUGCUGUUUCUUUUCACCCAGUAACUGUCUGACCCCGGACAGUAAAGGAAAACUCCCCUCAUCUAGGAAGCUUUAACUUCCUGGACCCCAGGAUGCAGCUUCUGCAUGGUGUUUUAGAAAAUGCCUCCACGGUCCCCCUCCCACUGUGAGCACAAGAGCUGGGCACAUUUUCUUAAGAAGUGCCCGUUUUCUCUUUGCUCUGCUCACUGAUGUGGCCAGGCCAGGAUCCGUCCUCCUUGCAGGUAGAUGAGGCAUCCCAGUCUUGCCUCAGGGCCUCUCUUCCUGCCCAGCCAGGCAGCUGGGUCGGGAGGUUGUGGUUGCCGCGCAGCUCUUAUGGGAUAGAAGGCUCUUGGGACAUUCACACGGACCAUUGACAUUUGUCCCCACACAAGUUUGGCUGUGGUGCAGAGGGAUCCUUGCAGCUGUGUCUUCCUCUGUGUCGUGGCCGCUGCUUUCUCUUGUGUCUGGCCGGACUUGUCCUUUUCCGGAAGAUUCUUGGAGGAAAUUCAUGGAGCCUUCUGCCCUUUUUAGUCAGUGGGGCACCCUCCUGAUGGGUGUGUGUGUGUUGGGUCAGGGCAAGCAGCCUGUGGUAAUGAGGAGUCGCAGGCCACGGGUGUGCUCUGUCAUCCUCACCACUGGCUUUAUUGACAGUGGUGGCUCAGAGGCCUGGACCCGACCUCUAAAGACUUCAUAAACACAGAUGUUAAGGCCAGGGAAAGCCAUCUGCAGGCCAAGGGCAGCACCCCAGGGGCCUGCCUCUCUGGGAGACUUGAGCAGUGUCUCCAAAGCCAAGGGAGGCCUCCCCCCACCCCUUCCUGGGCCCUUUCACUUUGUGGCUCGUUAAAACCACGUACACACUUCCCACUCUAUUGUAACUGCACACAGGGCGGUUGCACCCGGCAUGUCAGUGUCCUGCCCGGGCAGCUUGCCCGCCUGGGCACUCUCCCUCUGGUCUGGCAGCUCGUCAAGAGGGCAGCUCUCAUUUUGUUAUUGGUGGAAGAGCCUCAUGCUUCAAAGCUCUUCGUUUUCUUUGGCCAGAAAGUGUAUGGUUUGUGCUCUUCAGUUUUAAUUUUUAGAAGGAUGGACGCUUAAUCCCUGGAGGGCGCCCAUGUUCCGACCCCAUGGAUGGGAUGACGGCCUGACGUCUCCUUUGUCCCACCUUUGGCCGGUUUGGUGCCCCCCUCCCCUUUUCUGCCCAAGCAGCAGAUGUCUCAUUCCUUCUGAGUGCUUUCUUUAGAAAGCGUGUGGCUGCUGAAUUAUUUUAGAAGAGCCCCCUUGAGUCAGGAGCCUGGCAGGGACAAGACAGAGGUGGCCUUGGAGGUUGACAUUUUGGAGGAAAAGGAGUGCUCGGGUCAGCUUGUCUCCUUCCCUGGCCCAAGAACCAAGACCUUAGGGGAGGGUGGUGCCGGCUCAGUUUCCACCCCAGGAGUGGAGGGAGCCUUGAUGCCCUCCCGGACCCUCCCCAUCUUGGGGUCCACAGGGACCAAGGCUCCUGGGCUCAGAUUUUUGACAUCUUCUAAAAAGCACCGGCGGCCAGAGAUGCCGACUGAACGGCUUUCCACGGGUCCCAGAUGGGCGAGGAACUGCGUCUGCCGCCUCCAUGGCCUGCCGUCAGCUCCGUGGCAGCCUCAUGGCAGCCUCAGAACAGACAGGUCAUGAGUGAGCUAGAUGGGGUGAGCAUAUGCAUAAAAUGAAUGUAUAGCCAGGUGUACAGUUAUGUAUCUGAAUAAAAUACCCUUAUUUGGAGAGAGCGUGCUUUCCAGACAGAUGGCAACCUUGUGGAGGCCCCGGGUGACUUAACCUGGGCUGAAGGAAGGGGUUUGCCUGUCUGGGUCCUGAGGUUGGGGGAGGCACUUGGCAGUGAACCUGGACUCUGGGUGAGCACCACCCUGCUGGGACAGGGCGCUGUGACCCUGGGCGGGCAGCUCCUGUGGUCCACGGGCCCAAGGCCGGGUGGCAGGAGUGGGCAGCAGCGGGGAAGGCCCCUUCAUGCUGGCCGGUCUCCCCCCCAGGCCCUGGGAGCCCUGCUCUGGGUCACACAGAGGGCCCAGGAGGCCCUGGUUGCAUUGCAAAGCCCUGCCCCAGAGCACCUUUAACAUCUGUUAAUUUAGUGCAAUAAAUUUUUCUAGAAAAUGGCAAAGAUGACUUCCAGGUGGAAAUUGCUGUCUUACGGAGUUGGGGGUGUGAGAACACCACUUGGUUUUAUUUUUCUAAGCGCAUGAGAUGUGUUGGAGUGUGUGGGGCCCUGUGUCUGCCCGGGGAGUCGGCCUUGCAGCCGGCGCCCUCUCCUUUACCUUAGCUGGGCCGAGGAGGCGAGGCGGAAACGUCUCCCUCCCUUCUGGAGCCCUCGGCCUGCUGUGCAUGUGUGCUGUGCUUGUGAGUGUGUCGCUGGUGGGCUGGAGUGAUGUGGUGGGGAGGGAAGAUGAGAAUGUAUCCUUUUCAAAGCAAAAUUAAAUAUUUUGAGAUGAGA